This is a messenger RNA of Beauveria bassiana ARSEF 2860, 1662 nucleotides long. Its product is annotated as homoserine O-acetyltransferase. The coding region runs from base 1 to 1662 and encodes 553 amino acids. Gene Ontology annotation, molecular function: L-serine O-acetyltransferase activity; homoserine O-acetyltransferase activity. The record is from RefSeq and is a predicted model, not a curated record. Gene Ontology annotation, biological process: L-homoserine metabolic process. NCBI's taxonomy places the organism in Eukaryota, Fungi, Ascomycota, Sordariomycetes, Hypocreales, Cordycipitaceae. The transcript is spliced from 2 exons.
AUGCAUCACUUCACCUACCCUCAAACCCCCAUGACCGUCUCCGUCAUCGGUUGGUCGGGCCAUCGGCCGGCCAUCCGGCCAGGCGGCGCUGCACGUGAAAUGCUGGCCACGGCUGCUCGGCACCUGCGCCGCCGCCCUGCGCUCUCGUCGCCGACAUCGCCCUCUGCCUCUUCCCGCGCCGCCGCUUCUAUCCCGUCUCGCCGUCUGCUGCACGCCUCUGCAAGCGCUCGCUCCGGCGCGGCCUCCAACCCGGCCAUGGCCUUUCCCUGCCUCGACGCCAUGGAGAAUCGCUCCGCCACGCUCCAGCACGCUACCUCCUCCUCAUCCCCUUCCUCCAGCAGCAGCGGCCCGGAGCCGUCGUACACAUCGGGCGUCACACAGGUAUAUCACUGCCGCGACCCCCUGCGCCUCGACUGGGGCGGCGUGCUGCCCUCGUUUGACAUUGCCUACGAGACGUGGGGCGCCCUCAACGCCGACAAGUCCAACGCCAUCCUGCUGCACACGGGCCUGUCGGCAUCGUCCCACGCGCACUCCACCCCGGAGAACCCGUCGCCGGGGUGGUGGGAAAAGUUCAUCGGCCCCGGCGCGCCGCUCGACACGGACCGCUUCCACGUCAUCUGCACAAACGUCCUCGGCGGGUGCUACGGCUCGACGGGGCCCUCGAGCGUGGACCCGGGCCACGGCCAGCGCUACGCCACGCAUUUUCCCAUCCUCACCCUCGACGACAUGGUGCGCGCGCAGUUCCGCCUCCUCGACGCCCUCGGCAUCGAGACGCUCCACGCCAGCGUCGGCUCCAGCAUGGGCGGCAUGCAGUCGCUCGCCGCCGGCGUGCUCUUCCCCCGCCGCGUCGCCCGCGUCGUCUGCAUCAGCGGCUGCGCGCGCAGCCACCCCUACAGCAUCGCCAUGCGCCACACCCAGCGCCAGGUGCUCAUGAUGGACCCCAACUGGAACCGCGGCUUCUACUACGGCCGCGUGCCCCCGCACGCCGGCAUGAAGCUGGCGCGCGAAAUCGCCACCGUCACCUAUCGCUCCGGCCCCGAGUGGGAGCAGCGCUUCGGCCGCCGCCGCGCCGACCCCGCGAAACCCCCGGCCCUGUGCCCCGACUUCCUCGUCGAGACCUACCUCGACCACGCCGGCGAGAAGUGGUGCCUCAACUACGAUCCCAACUCGCUACUCUACGUCAGCAAGGCCAUGGACCUGUUUGACCUCGGCCUGCAGAACCAGCACGCCACGCAGCAACGUCGCGCCGCGCGGCAGGCAGCUGCCGGACGGGACGGUGAUGACGGUGCAUCGUCAGCGGCGGCGGCGGCGGCGGCGUCGACGGCAUGCAGCUUGACGCUGCCAGAGAGGCCAUACGAGGAGCAGCCCGAGUCGCACGUCAACAUGGACGAGGCCAUGGAGGCGGGCUCUUCGCGCCCGCCUGAGGAUCUGAUCCAGGGCCUGGCGCCGCUGAGGGAUACGCCCGCACUGGUCAUGGGCGUGGCGAGCGAUAUUCUGUUCCCAGCGUGGCAGCAGCGCGAGGUGGCCGAGUCGCUGCGCUUGGCUGGCAACCGCAACGUAACGCACGUGGAGCUAAGCGAGGAGAUGAGCCUGUUUGGGCAUGACACGUUCCUGCUGGACCUCAAGCACAUUGGUGGCAACCUGAAGAACUUUCUGCGUUAA